AUGGAAAUCACAUUGUGCGUUGCACGGAUCCCGUAUUUACUGAUUUGCGCCAACCAAAUUACGGUAUCGUGGACUGAUCACGAUUACCCGAUGCUCGUCUGGGGCAACUAUCUGUUCAAAACCACGGACGGUGAACAGUGGCUGACCAUCCAGCAGAAAAAGUUGUGUCUCGACGACGAGCCACUCCCAUUUGGUCUCAUUCCCGAAAAGAACACUCGUGCUUUAUACAUCAACAACACGAUGGCCCUCUUCCUGAUCGCCGACAAUCACACGGCCAGCAAUGUGAUCCUCGAUCAGCCGCCCGGUGACGCUGAUUAUGCUGUACGCCGCAAAGGUGGAUUGUAUGAGGGACGUGCGACCCACAUUCGCCGGUCGGGUCAGCUACUCUACCGCGACGGCAAUAAUCUGCUGAGCCUCAAACCGGGCCAGAAUCCCGAUCGGCUCGAACCGGUCAACUUCUUCUGCCAGGGAAUAACAAUUUUCAAAACCGGAAUCCAACUUGGCGCCAAUAUGCCCUCGGAAACGGACAGGGUGGCCGACGGGGCGCUAUACAAACAUCGGUUGCGCAUGGUUGACUGGAACGCAGCCAAUCUAGACGAUGCGCAGCAAAUUGUUUUAGAGGUGGAAGGGCUAAAAUGGAUACAUCAUUUGCUAUUCGACGUUAAGUUUACGGCGCUUCUGAUUUUGAAUUACAGGACGCAACAGCUGACGGUGCGACUGCGACUCGGGGCAAAGUUGAUCUCCCUCCUGGAUGCCACCCUACAGACGUUGGUCGAGCUAGCGGCCCCAUUCAAUACUGGCCGCUUUACCCUCGAGCUGGCCGUUUGUUGUGGCAAGAUUCCGUUCUACGUGUUCCACGCUAACAACAUUUCUGUCACGAAGACCAAUGAGGAGUAUCCUGUGUGUAUUGGACGUUUCUUCCUUCUGCGCGCCUCUGGCGGGGGUUUCUUGAACAUUGCCGACCGUCGACUACAGAUCGGCGAGCCGCCUUCUUCAUCAAAACAGAAGCCAACGCGCGCCCUCUACUGCACCUCGGUCCGUGAACUGGCGUUGCAAUAUGUCGACGGUGUUAUUACGCAAAUCCUCCUAGAGCAUCCGCCGCGAAAUCCUAACUAUGCGGAUGCCGAAGUGGACGCCGAAGACCCGGCGAGUUUCCAGUUUGAGGGUGUAUCGAUGUUUCGCACGGCCAUCUCUUCAACACCUACACCCGGAAAUAUGCUGCAUACCCUUCCAAUCAUCACACUGCCCGAUGGGCGUCUUCAUGUCACCACGAAACUGGAGGAUUGUCGAAUGGAGAUCGGAUCAAUUCCCGGACAGCUGCUCGCAAAGACCUACAACGGAUCCAACUACUGUCACGUCUACGCGCUGCCACUGCCGAACGGCGGUGACCUGGAUGACGUCAUGUCGAUCGUCUUGUUCAUCGGCGACUACAAGGUCCUCCAUCACCAACUCGUCGACAUUGUGAGGAAGCGUCUCGUCGACCCAGUCUUCGUU
Molecule: messenger RNA, 1494 nt
Organism: Mesorhabditis spiculigera
Lineage: Eukaryota; Metazoa; Nematoda; Chromadorea; Rhabditida; Rhabditidae
Source: the annotation of a GenBank genome assembly